This is a messenger RNA of Eupeodes corollae, 2125 nucleotides long. Its product is annotated as acyl-CoA Delta-9 desaturase. The record is from RefSeq and is a predicted model, not a curated record. The coding region runs from base 501 to 1817 and encodes 438 amino acids. Gene Ontology annotation, cellular component: endoplasmic reticulum membrane. Gene Ontology annotation, molecular function: iron ion binding; stearoyl-CoA 9-desaturase activity. Gene Ontology annotation, biological process: unsaturated fatty acid biosynthetic process. NCBI's taxonomy places the organism in Eukaryota, Metazoa, Arthropoda, Insecta, Diptera, Syrphidae. The transcript is spliced from 5 exons.
ACUACAUCAGCAACCUGAGUUUUGCUUAUUUAAGUUUUAUGCUGGUGAUUUAUAAAGUUAUAAAUUUCGGUGAAACCACUUUUGGUAGAACUGUUUGCUAACCGACUUCGACCUGUUAGCAGCAAAUUAAUCUAUCGCAUUCGUUUUAAGUUUUAAUUUUGACUUUAAGAAACUUUAAGGUUUUAUUGCAUAUAACGCCAUUAACGAGGACGGUAGCACUGCUACACGGUGGAGAAUUGAACAAAAAUAAAAAAAAGUAUAAAGUGCUGUGAGCUUGCAAGGAAUAUAGAAGAAGCUAUAGAAACACUUCAGGACAUUUGAGAGCAUUUGAAAUAAAAGUGCAAGUGAUUAACAUCUACUGAAUGUUUAAAUAUUGUGAAGUGAAAAAUAAAUAGAAAAUUAAAAUUUUAUUUAAUGUUUAUUUGACAUUGAUGUCUCUGGAAGGACUUUUUUCAAAGUUAAAUUAAUAUUUAGAAUAUAAAAAAAAGUAAUAAUCAAAGAUGGCUCCAAACAUAAUAGGGAACUCAUUCAUCUUAGCAGAAGCCUCUUUGAAUUCUGAUGAUGCAAAUAACAACAACAAUAGCAUUGCAAAUAAGAAUAAUAACAACAACAGCAGCAGAAAACGCAACUCUUUAAUAUGCAAUGGAAGUAGUACGAUUCCCAAUACAAAUGAUCGCGUUCCCGGUCUGGGCGAUCCGAUUGUUGGUAAAGAUUACGGAAAUGCCGCCAUUGCCACUACCGCUGUCUCAAACAAAGCAGCAGCAGAAAAACCAAAGAAAGAAUAUCGCUUGGAAAUCGUCUGGCGUAAUGUUGUUAUUUUUGCCAUUCUUCAUAUGUUCGGAUUGUACGGAUUGUAUUUGAUAUUCGCUGAGAACGCCUAUUUGGCAUAUAUGUUUGGUUAUGUUUUUGGAACCUUUGGUGGUUUCGGUAUCACAGCUGGAGCUCACAGACUCUGGUCACACAGAGCCUACAAAGCCAAAUGGCCCAUGAGGGUAUUCCUGAUGAUCUGCCAAUCGAUUGCAUUCCAAAACAGUAUCUACGAAUGGGUUCGUGAUCACCGAGUUCAUCACAAAUUCACUGACACCCAUGCCGAUCCACAUAAUUCGCGACGAGGAUUCUUCUUCUCGCACAUGGGUUGGUUGAUGUGCAAGAAGCAUCCCGAUGUCAAGGAGAAGGGCAAACAAAUUGACAUGAGCGAUUUGGAGGCUGAUCCAAUAGUCAUGUUCCAGAAGAAGUAUUAUUUCUACAUUAUGCCACUGUGUUGCUUCAUCAUGCCCUCGUUGAUUCCGUACUUCUAUUUCGGAUUCUCAAUUAAGGUGUGCUUCUUCACCUGCUCCAUGCUUCGUUACGUUCUCUCACUCCACUACACUUGGCUGGUGAAUAGUGCUGCUCACUUUUAUGGCAUGAAGCCGUACGAUAAUUUCAUCUCAUCGACCAACAACAAGAUUGUCUCAAUAUUGGCUUACGGUGAGGGAUGGCACAACUAUCACCAUGUCUUCCCCUGGGAUUACAAAGCAGCUGAAUUGGGAACGUACACUUACAAUUGGUCAACAGCUUUAAUUAACUUCUUUGCUAAGUUUGGUCUUGCCUAUGACCUCAAGACCGUCUCAGAAGACAUGAUCCGCAAGAGGGUUCUACGAACUGGUGACGGAAGUCAUGUCUACUCAAGGAAUGACUUAAAUAACAAUUCGAUGACGGAAGAUAUGAUUCUUCAGCUUAACCACGACAACGAGGAUAACCUUGUUUGGGGUUGGGAUGACACGGAUAUGCGUAAAGAUGACCGUGAAGGAGCCAAUAUAAUUAAGAAAGAAAUAUGAUUAACCGGGCUAUAAAUUGCGGCUAAGAGUUCUUUUUUUGUAUUUUGUUAACGUUCUCUUGUAAAUAGUAUAGGUUUAGUUUGAGUUUUUAGACGGAGUUCAAUAUGGGUUCAAGUUUAUUACUUGGGUUUGUAAUGUGGGAAGUUAUAUGUAAUAAUUUAAGCUAUUAUGGUGAUUUGUGAUAAAAUCACUGAAUUAAUAAUAAUUUAAGGCUGUAGUCCUUAAACGAACAUUAUUUCAUAUUAUAAUGGAAAUACGUACGAUGUAAGAGUAUAAGAAAUAUUAAAGAUGUUUUUUUUUACUAUUAA